AUUUUUUUUAAAUCUGAACUGAAUAGAGAACAGAGAUGUAAUUAGUCAUCACUUGUGGAAGUGUACUACUCUGUAAUGAACACCAAGUGGCGCUCUAACCUUUUGCUUUAUUUGUGACAAUUAAAGACCCCUCAGGAAAUGUUUGCCUUGUUAAACGAAGACUCUUUUAGACAUUUGCCAAUUUAACAAAAGGUCUUUACGCUUUAAAUAGUCAUAAACUCUGGAUUCUAUUGUCACAUCAUUAAAAUGCAGGCCUUUCAAAUGAACAAAAUCCAGCUGUGUUGGGAAAAAAUAUCUUAAAAAAUACAAUUAAUGAAUGAAUUACCCAUUGAAACGAAACAGUGCUUAAGUUUUCCUGCAGAGUGCAUUGAUUUAUUCAGGUUUGAACUCUCUGGUGUUGAGGGAUAUUGUUUUAUCACUUAUACAGGCAGAUUUAUUUAUGUAUUUUAAUAAAAAUGCUGAGUAUCAAGCCUUGAGGAAAUUUACCACAAUAAAAGAUGAAGCGUUUCAGCAUUAAAACAUGAAUUCUGUGAUAAUCUGGAUGACCUGGACGAUGGAUAACUUUCCCAGACAAAUUGCCAAUUCAGAGCACAUGUGCCAAACUUCAGUUUUUUUUUUUUCCUUUUUAAUACUUUUGAAAAUCUAAUUCAUUUCAAUCAAAACAAAAGGUACAGAGAGCUAUUCAUGUGGAUGAUGUGUUUAUGGGGUCGCAAUUACCUUUUUUGCGAUCCCAGCACAGGAGCAGGCCUGUGCUUUCACUGAGUUAAUUAAAACGCCCCCCUGAUUGGACGGACAGAUAAUCCCGGCGGGCAGCGCGCGCUCCUACUAAGUUGCGCGCGGGGCAGAGCGCCAGUCACAAUCUGCCCAAGGCGAGGGAGGGCGACAGAUAAACGACUGUAAAGGGGACACGGGCGCUCAAGUCUCGCCCAACACAAUUAGACAAGUGUUGUUGAACGUGGGCUAUGCGCGCAACAAGGAGGGAGCGCGGCGCUCAGAGGAGGUGAACGCGUGCAAAGGUUCAGACUCAGACCCACAGCCUCCUUCCUGAAGAGUCACAGCGCGAACAAGAGCAGGAGUGACAGGAACUUCCAGAAGAAGAACAAGAAGAAACUCCUGCACAGAACUCCUCCGCAAUUCUGACACCAAAAACUUGAGCAGAGGGACGAGAGGAGCCUUUUCCUGGUCGGAACCUGCUGUGGAAGAGAAAAUGAAUGUUAGCGAAGAGAAUCUGCUCAAGUCCAUCAGCAACGACGCGCUCCUCGACCUGACACAGCGGUACGGCCAGUCAGCCUUCGGCUUUGGCGCUGGCCAUGGUGCUGGAAGUCCCGGCCGGUACCCGCUCACACCGGCCACCGACUUCCUGUCGGGGCAGAAAGCGAAGUCCAACGAGAGCGGAGGGGAGCACACGAGCGACGACGAGGACGGCUUUGACACGCUGGAGUCCCGGAAGAGGGGGUCCUCCUUCGGUGAUGAGAAGCCCGGGGGGCCCCUUGCCAAAAAAACGAAGGAGCAGCGGUCUCUGCGGCUCAGCAUCAACGCCCGCGAGAGGAGGAGGAUGCACGACCUGAACGACGCGCUGGACGGCCUGCGCGCCGUCAUCCCGUACGCCCAUAGCCCCUCGGUGAGAAAACUCUCCAAAAUAGCCACUCUCCUCUUGGCUAAGAACUACAUCCUGAUGCAGGCUCAAGCUCUGGAGGAGAUGAGGCGGCUGGUUGCGUACCUGAACCAAGGACAGAGCAUCACCUCGCCAAUCCCCACGGCUCUGGCGCCCUUUGGACAGGCUGCCGUUUACCCGUUCACGGGCUCUGCGCUCGCCACCUGUGCCGAAAAGUGCAGCACGUUUUCCGGGACACCAUCUAGUCUGUUCAAACACUGCAACGACAAGCCUUGAUUUAACUUUGACUCACUUUGCUGAACUUUACCUGUACUGCUCCCCCAAUGUCUCCUGUUAUUUCAAAAAACUUCAUUUGUGGAAAAUAAAAUAGUCAGAUGCUUAAAUUUAAGUUGGUUAAGUGAUCAUACUGCUUCGUUUCCUCCAGAUUGAACAAACUGCUGCAGAGAUAAACUGUGUUGGCCUUGUUUUUGACGUCGUGGCGCUUUUCAAAUCGUCAGUUUGACACAAUUCCGAGAAGCUGUUGUUAUCCUUUUGCAAUCUAUGCAACAAUCAAAACGAAAACGAGAAAAUCCGGCCUGAUCUUGUUAUUAUUAAGAUUAGAUUCCCGUGACUGACUUUAUGAUGUGAGGCCAAAUUAUGAUGUGGUGUUUUUUUCUUCUUCCUUUUUUUCGGAUAAAGUGUGUUUGUUUGUUUGUUUGGAUUUAUGGCGCUUUUUACAUGAUUGUAUGGUCAUUUAACAUGAAGGAAAUUUUUCUUCCUAUAGAUCCACAUACAUACCGAUUACAUAAGUUGAGCCUGGUUCUGUUGUAACAUGGAUUUCAUAUAUUGUUUAUAUGUAUUUAUAAUUAAAACACUAAUAUCUAGGCUCAGACCCUGAUUGCUUUUAUUUUAGCAACACCUUUAUGCACCACGUGUGAGAGGCAAAAUGAAUGUGAUUAUUUAUUUAUUUAUACUCCAAAGUUACGUUUAUAUUUUGAUCUUUCCAAAAUGCAGUAUGCCCCCUUUAAAAGAGGAGAUAGAUGGGUUAGUGGGGCCCUGCGUCCACGUGCCAGGGUCGGUGGCAAUGAGCGGAAAGGGUGAAAGACCUGCCUGGGGCACCCAUGACCUGUCUCUGGAUAUUUAGGUGAUUGCAGGCUUCCUUGGCGGGCUCUUACACUAGACAGCUAUUAACACGAUUUCUGCUGCUGUCUCUUUGGGAGACUUAAUUCAAUGAACGGUACAGAGAGACGCUUUUCAUUUGCAGGUUGAGCAGUGAAAGCUUUAGAAAAACAAAUUGCAAUUUGGAUGAUAAAAAAGACAUAUUUACAUCCUCAAAAAAUACAUUGUUUGUAAGUUUAUGAGUUUAUACAUGUUAAUAGGUUAUUGUAAAGUCAAAUCAAACAAAUGUACAAAGAAAAUCCUAAUUUGACCAUUGUUUUCUUGCUUUUUUCUGUUACUACUAAAUAACCCUCCAACUGCAUACUCUACAAAAAAUAUUUAGUGCAUAUCCUGUACAAUAAGACUACAUGGGGAUUAUCUGUUGCAUAUUGACUGAUAUUUGUUUUAAAUCACUGCAAUAAAAUAGAUUAAAUUAUCAAA
Oryzias latipes (Japanese medaka) is the source of this 3193-nucleotide messenger RNA. RefSeq names its product basic helix-loop-helix family, member e23 (gene bhlhe23). Gene Ontology annotation, biological process: axon development; sensory organ development; positive regulation of transcription by RNA polymerase II. The record is from RefSeq and is a predicted model, not a curated record. Gene Ontology annotation, cellular component: nucleus. Gene Ontology annotation, molecular function: protein dimerization activity; E-box binding; DNA-binding transcription factor activity, RNA polymerase II-specific. Lineage: Eukaryota; Metazoa; Chordata; Actinopteri; Beloniformes; Adrianichthyidae.